Biomphalaria glabrata is the source of this 11151-nucleotide messenger RNA. RefSeq lists its product as uncharacterized. The record is from RefSeq and is a predicted model, not a curated record. The coding region runs from base 424 to 9168 and encodes 2914 amino acids. NCBI's taxonomy places the organism in Eukaryota, Metazoa, Mollusca, Gastropoda, Planorbidae. The transcript is spliced from 52 exons. Gene Ontology annotation, biological process: cell-matrix adhesion. Gene Ontology annotation, molecular function: calcium ion binding.
ACUUUUCCUUUGGGCACUUCAAUUUUAAAAGACUGGUAAUCGCUUGUUACGUCAGUAGUCAUGUUGGUAUAGAAACAAUAAAAAAAAAAUAUAUUCGAUUACGUUCUGUCAUUUUUAUUUCAGAUCGAUCCAUUUUUAAGAGUUUUCUUUUUAUUUGGAAAAAGUUGAGAGUUAAAUUGCCGAAACCUUAAGAGUUAAUCUAGAAUCUAGUUACGAAGUCAUUUUUAGGAUAAGAAAUUAGUACAUUUAUAGAUCUAGAAAUUCUAGAACAAUUAUCUGCGAAUAAAAAUUAGAAUCUAGAUCUGUCAUUACAAAAGGUUUAUUUUCUUGGAAAUCGUGGAUUGGAUUGAAAGAAGAAACUGGAUCAACUUCUUCAAUUUAUAAAGUUUGUAGUUACUAGGGAGAGAAAACAGAACACUUGAGAUGGGCAAUUUCAGUGGGAUUACUUCCCUUGUUUUAAUGAUGCUCCUAGCGUCGUCUGCUGCACUUACAAAAGACUUGUACCUCCAACUUAGCACGAACAAAACUCUCGAUCACACGCAACUCGCAGAGAAGGUGAUCCAUAUUUUAAUGGAUGCACUGAACAGUUCCACCGGUGUAAGUGACGAUGAAUUUCAGAAUAUUUCCAUCUCUGUGUCAAAUACAUCAGCAGCAAGUGAUCCUUACACUGUCAUUGUGUUAGACGUUAGGUUCUAUACAUCCAAUGACCUCACUGAUCCGUUGACAAAAGUCAUAUACGAGAACUUUGUCAACAUCUCGAGAGUCAUAGAAGUCAAUGGGACAUAUGUGCAGGUCAUCUCUCUGAAGAUGUACAGGAGUCAGGGGGACGCUGAACUUGAUUGGCAUUCCCUGCCACUCAAUGUAUGCAGCGUUUACACAGACAUUUGUCCACCAAGCCAAAAAUGUUUAAACACAGACUUUGAUCCGUUAUGUUUAGAUCCACGACUGGAGCAAGUUUCUGUCAGUCUUGCGCUCAAGCCACAGAAUCUGUUGCCGGAUGAUCCAUUCUUUUCUGUUUUUUACGCAAUUUCAGAUUCAUUCCAAAAGGAAACAGAAGAUUUUUUAGUGCCUGAAAUUGUAAGUCUCAGCAAUUGCUCCCUUGGGAAUGAAACAGCAUUGUGUGUCAACUUCACCAUCUGGUUCAAGGUGAAUGUCACUGACAGUAUUGUCCACAAUGUUGCCAACUUUUUAAUAGAUUUCCAGGACCACGUUGGACAGCUCAUGGGAAUCUUUCAGAUUGUUGGUCCCAUUUGGCUAUACAAUAGUCAGCAGGAUAUGGCCAGUGGAAACAAUAAGCUGUUUAUUAACUGGUGUGAAAUCAUCCACAAUGCCGACUUGAUGUCCUACUUCUGCCACCCUGGUGAGACAGACAUUCUCUUGUGGGAUCAAAUAAUGUGCAACUGUUCCAAUAGAAACAUGUCCUCAUCACUGCCACCUAGUGCAUCGCCAUCAAUGGAAAUGUUCAGUGUCUCAGACCAUCUCCUACCAAGUCUACCUUCGGAUUUUUCAAGUGCGAGUAGACUUUCCAUGUCUUCGCCUUUUUGGCCAAGUGACAGUCUGAUGCCACCAUCUAGCCCGCCACCAUCGCUCAGCCCACCACCAUCGUCUAGCCCCCCUCCAUCAUUCAGCGCUUCGUUACCGUCAUUGUUGCCAAUAAGCACUACAGUGUCUCCACCUCCAAGUAUCAUGGGCUUAGAUUCAUCCUUUUUCUUGCCUUCUCAAUCAUUAAUGUCCAGUAGUAGUCCAAUGUCUCCACCUCCAAGUAUCAUGGGCUUAGAUUCAUCCUUUACCUUGCCUUCUCAAUCAUUAAUGUCCAGUAGUAGUCCAAUGUCUCCACCUCCUAAUAGCUUGCCAUCUCAGUCAUUAAUGUCCAGUAGUAGUCCAGUGUCCCCACCUCCUAAUAGCUUGCCAUCUCAAUCAUUAAUGUCCAGUAGUAGUCCAGUGUCCCCACCUCCAAGUAUCAUGGGCUUAGAUUCAUCCUUUAUCUUGCCAUCUCAGUCAUUUAUGUCCAGUAGUAGUCCAGUGUCCCCACCUCCUAAUAGCUUGCCAUCUCAAUCAUUAAUGUCCAGUAGUAGUCCAGUGUCUCCACCUCCUAAUAGCUUGCCAUCUCAGUCAUUAAUGCCCAGUAGUAGUCCAGUGUCUCCACCUCCUAAUAGCUUGCCAUCGCAGUCAUUAAUGCCCAGUAGUAGUCCUAUGUCACUACCUGUAAACAGUAUGGGCUUAGACUCAUCAUUAAGCUUGCCAUCUCAGUCAUUCAUGCCAAGUAGCAGCUCAAUGUCUCCAGCUUCUAGCAGCAUGAGCUAUUAUCCUUCUUCCAGCGUGCCUCUAAAUCCUCCCAUGUCAAGCAGCAGUUCUUUGCCUCUAAAUUCUCCGUUGUCUAGCAGUAGUGCUAUGCCUCUACCAAGUAGCCUUCCACCACUGUCGAGUAGCUAUCAAAUGCUACCAUCAAGCUUGCCGCUGAUGUCUAGCAGCUAUCAAAUGUCACCGUCCAGUUUUAUACAAUCGCCAAGUGUUCCCAGCAUUCCACCUCCAUCUUUUUUGACAAGCUCACAAGCACUUUCUCCAAGCAGCAUCCCGAUGUCUACUUCUAAUGUGCUGCAAUAUCCAAGUGUUUCCAGCAUUCCACUCCCAUCCUCUUCAGCUAGUGGUGGCUCACUUCCUCCUUCAAGCACACCAGCACUCUCUCCAAGCAGCACCUCCAUGUCAUUGCCAGUUCAGUCGUCCUUGAUGCCAAGCAGUGGUCCACCACCGUCCAGCAGUGGUCCACCACCGUCCAGCAGUGGUCCACCACCGUCCAGCAGUGUUGGCUCAACCACUGUUCAGACAGCUAGCUCUCCCCUUUCAAGCUCACCCAGCAGCCAAGCUUCUUCUUCUCUAAAAUCAACCAUUUCAAGUACACCUAUUGUAACCAUGACAUCAUCGGCAACAACCACAACUACCACCACUACUACAACGACUACCACUACUACUACAACAACAACUACUACUACAUCAGAUUUGUUAAAGAAACAAAGAGCGCCUUAUCCUUAUGGUAGCGAUAAGGGUGAUUCUCAAGUAGAGACAAAAGGUGGUGCUGAUUUUAACUAUUUUUACAAUGUCAUCAGCAGCCCUAUAUACUUCUCUGCUGGGGCUCCAUUUGGCUCACGCUCGGUCAGUGUGGCACAUGUUCUUCCCAAUGGUGUCAUUACUUUUGGGGAACAAGCCCGAGCCUGGAGUCCAAAUUUGACAGACGUCUACAACAACAAUGAUGCUAAUAACAUUAGUGUUCUUGCUCCCUUUUGGACUUACCCUAACCCGAACCCCAACCCUGUUGCACCUGGCAGCGUAUUUUACCAUCUGUAUGAAAACACAACAACAGGAGCUGUUGACGUAUUACCAAGGGCUACCAAAGAGGUUCAAGAACAGUUUCCUGGACUCAGCUUCAAUGCCAUAAGUGCCCUAGUGGUGACCUGGGUUGAUAUUCAACCUUUUUCUUGGUACAACUGGUAUUGUGAGGAUCGGAACACCUACAAGGAUCUGGAUUGGUGGAUAAAACUUUGUCUAACGGUCACAGAAACCAAUACCUUCCAGGCAGUGUAUGUGACAGACGGACAGACAGCUUAUGCUAUUGUCACCUAUCUAGAAGGAAAAAUGAAGUGGUCCUAUGAGAAAAGUAGAACCAUUCAAGUUGGUUUUGCCCACCUUGACAGCUUCUUAGAUUACAGAGUAUCUGACUUACAGGCAACAAAAAUGGAUUCCACAUUGUGGAAUACUGGUCGAUAUGGUACUUGGAUUGAAAAAGUUGGUGAAGCUAAGAGUGCAGACAGCCUUUGCUACAACUUCUACCUUUCUAAUAAAUAUCUUCUCACAAGCAGCCAACAUAAGCUCUGGGCGGAUGCUUUAUUCAACUGUCCAUAUCUCUUAGGUUCCCUAACGGAUGGCUUGUGGCAGAAGUAUUCUGACACAGACAUAACAAGUGAUUUAUCUGUUUUAUGCUAUGCAAUCAGUUCAACAGUUAAAUCACGCACAUUUCAGAAUAAUCCACUCAAUAAACUGUGCUGUUACAGUUACAGCAAGAAGGAGGGAAUCGCAAGUGCUACAUAUCUUCCUCAUCGAGAUCCCAACGGUGGGCACCUGCUGCUGAAUGACCCCUGGUUGUCCUCAGCUGGCUUCCGCAAGUCCAUACUGGAAGAUAUCACCCCCCACCAAUGGUGCUGUGGAGAGAGUAGCUCCCCUUCCUACUACUGUGAAUUGUUCAAUCAGGUCAGGCCUGAUUAUCCAUUACUCAACAAAUCAGAAAUCAUUUCAACUAGUGCAUCAGGAGAUCCUCACAUCAAAACCCUAGAUGGUUAUGACUACACACUGAAUGGUCUUGGAGAGUAUACAAUUUGUUGGAUUCCUGAAAUAGAAUUCAUGUUCCAGGCCAGAACUCAGCAAGUACUGGACAUUUAUGGCAAUGUUACCAAAGCCACUGUUUUCGUGGCUUUCGCUGUUAAAGAGGGAAACUAUUCUAGACUUCAAGUUGAACUGAAUUCCACUGGAACCGGCAUGGUAAUAAUAGCCAAUGGUCAAGAUGUAACAAAAGAUUUCUAUGGCUAUCAAGAUUUCAAUACAUCUUUCAGCAGCUCUAUCAGUGUGGCCCGAUCAAACAAGGAGAAUAAAAUAACUUUGAUUGCCGUUUUCCCGUCAUCUGUGUCAGUCAAUUUGUUUGUCGGUGUAAAGAAUCUGGAAGUUUCUUUGAAUGUUCCAACAUCCUACAAAGGAAAAACUCAAGGUCUGAUGGGUAACUUUAAUGACAAUCCUAACGAUGACUUAAGACUGCAGAGUGGCACUGUUCUCAGCCCCAACAGCACAGAAAGAAUUAUAUUUGAGAAAUUUGGACCAGAUUGGCAAGUCACCACCAGCAACACAAUAUUCAGUUAUCCCCCUGGGGAGACAGCACUGACCUAUCAACAUGCAGAUUUCAUACCUCUGUUCAAAGAGGACAUUGAUCCUGCCAAGCUGAAGGAGGCUCAAGCAAAAUGUUCUGACAAUGAUGCUUGUAUCUUUGAUUAUGUUCUGACUGGGAAUGAGGUGUUGGCUAACAACACGAAGAAUGUCCUGAAUGAGGCUACGGAGAUUCAGUCAAUCCAAGCCAACAAUCUGCCAGUCUUAACAGUCCUAAGUGGUCAGCUCAACAGCAAGAGGCAGUGGGAAGUAACUCACAGCAAACCUGCCACCUUAAAUUUUUUGGCCACUGAUGCUGACAAGGACAGCAUCACUUACAGAUUGCAAGAAAACCACAGUUCACUUUCUAUUGAUUCUAAGACUGGCAUUUUAACUUACACACCAGACAUGAAUGCUCCAGUGACUAUAGGUGUCCAAGCCCAAGAUUCUAAAGGGGGACUAUCCUCUAUUGAAUAUGUUAAUGUAGUUGUCUGCCCUGAUUGUAGCAAUCAAGGAACUUGUGACAGAAGCAAAACUCAGAAAGAAGAAAAAGAAAAUGGAAGAUUUGUUCUCAAUGUUUGUUCAUGUUGGCCAGCAUAUGCAGGUGCCAACUGUGAUUCUGAUUAUGAUGCCUGCAAAGAUCAGCCUUGUCUUGCUGGCCAGACUUGUACUGAUAAAAAAGCCAGUGACCAAGGCAACAGUACAGUUGGCUACACCUGUGGCUCCUGUCCAACUGGUUUUGAACCAAGAAAUAAUGUUUGUGUUGAUAAAAAUGAGUGUUUGGGGAACGUAACUGUACCAGUGUGUCCUGAGAACUCUAAGUGUGAAAAUACUGUUGGCUCAUACAGUUGUUCAUGUCUACUUGGUUAUAGAGUUGAUCCUAAGAACAGCAGCAUCUGUAAAGAUGUGGAUGAAUGUGGUGAGAAAACUGCCAACUGCCAACAAGUGUGUGAGAACACAGACGGUGGAUUUAACUGUUCCUGUUUACCUGGCAACACUUGGGACGUGGGCAACAGAAUCUGCAAACAGGACAGUUCAAAUGCUGAAUUGUGUACUAACAAAAAAUGCAACCAGAUUUGUACUGUGACAUCAGGAGUGGCCUCUUGUGACUGUUACACUGGUUAUACCAAGAGUAAUGACGUUUGUGAAGAUUUAAAUGAGUGCACCCUAGCUAAUAAGCCAUGUAGUCAGUCUUGUCAAAAUCUCGUUGGCUCAUUCCUCUGUUCCUGCUAUCCGGGAUAUCAGUUAGGAACUGACAGGGUUUCAUGUCUCAAAUGUGAUCCACCAUAUUAUGGCACCAACUGUUCAAGUAUGUGUGUCUGUAAUGGACAUGGUACAUGUAACAAUGUCAAGGGCUGCGAAUGUAAUGCCGGGUGGAAGGGAGACAACUGCAACCAGGAUGUCAAUGAGUGUGACGUGAGUGCGGCUUGUACCUUAGGCCAGAUCUGUGUCAACACAUUAGGAUCCUUCUCUUGUAUUUGUCCUGCUGGCUACCAAAUGGUAGCAGGCCAAUGUCAAGAUAUCAAUGAGUGUCUGAAUGUUUUAGAUAAUGCUUGCGACUUAGCAGUAGAAAAUUGUGUGAACAACAAGGGCAGCUACUCUUGUCAGUGUCUUAGUGGAUUGACAAGGAAUUCUAAAAAUGUUUGUGAAGAUAUUAAUGAGUGCUCCACAUUGACGCACAACUGUGAACAGAUCUGUGAGAAUACGUUUGGAAAGUUCAACUGUAAAUGUAACAUUGGCUUCACCCUGAACAAUGACAGAGCUACCUGUGUCAAAAAAGAGACUGAUGUGUGUGCUGGGUCCAACUUAAACUGUAGUGACAUCUGUACAAUAAACCUGGACACCAAAACACCUUAUUGCUUAUGUAAGCCUGGAUACAGCCUUCAAGGAACAGAGAAGUGUGUGGAUAUCAAUGAAUGUAAUUUCCCUAGUCUUAACCUUUGUGGUCAGCAAGACAAGUGCAACAAUACUGAUGGUGGUUACACCUGUUCUUGCUCUGAUGGAUUUAAGCUGGACAAUGAUGGACGAACAUGUCUGGUAUGUGGUCAAGGUAAAUGGGGAAAGGAAUGUGCCAAAGACUGUGCUUGUAGUACCGGAGCUGACCGAUGUGACCCACAGAAAGGAUGCAUUUGUAAACCUGGAUUUACUGGAGACUUUUGUGAGAAAGAUCUUGAUGAAUGUAAAACUGGACUGCUGAUCUGUGGCAUUGCUGAAAUGUGUGUCAAUACAUAUGGCAGUGCCAUCUGCCAGUGUCUAAAAGGGUACACCCGUGUUAGUGGAAAGUGUCAAGAUAUUGAUGAAUGUACUACUGGAGCACACAAUUGUGAACAAAUUUGUCUGAACUAUGUUGGGGGCUUCAACUGCGCCUGUAACACUGGUUACAAGUAUGAAAUAUCCACCAACACCUGUAAUGACAUAGAUGAGUGCAGUCUAAAAUUAGCAGGCUGUGAGCAGACUUGUGAGAAUACCAAUGGAGGCUACCAUUGUUCAUGCCAGAGUGGGUUAAAAUUGAAUGUAAAUGGAGUCACUUGUGAUGUGUCCACCAACUGCACUACAAAAUCAUGUGCUUAUAAGUGUGCAGUUGUGGAUAAAGAUGAAACAUGUUUCUGUCCAAGAGGGACAACUGUGAAUGGAGUUAUUUGUGAUGAUAUUGACCUGUGUAAAGAUAAGCCUUGCUCAGACACCUGCCUAGAAACAUCUGAUAAUACAAGUUUUGUCUGCAGCUGCCCAUCUGGCAAAAAACUGGCAUCUGAUGGGAUCACCUGCACAAAUUGCAUUGAAGGGACUUAUGGAGACCGCUGUAGUUCAAAUUGUUCUUGUACGGCAGCCAACACUGAUUCCUGCAACAAGGAAACUGGUGCAUGCAGUUGUAAGGCUGGAUGGACAGGUACAAAUUGUGAGACUGAUAUUGAUGAGUGCUCCCCAUCUACCUCAUCUGCAUGUAAAAGUAUAUCUAACUCUCAAUGCGUAAACACCAAUGGAAGCUACACCUGCAAAUGUAAUGCUGGAUACUAUACUACUAAAGACACCCAGUGUCAAGCUUGUACUUCUGGUACAUAUGGGGAAGAAUGCAAGAACCAGUGUGAGUGUGACCUGAGCCACAGUACCUGUGACCCCACCAAUGGCAAAUGUCUCUGUAGUACAGGAUGGACUGGGUCCCUGUGCAAGGAUGAUGUCGAUGAGUGUGCCAACAGCAGCAAUCUUUGUGUUACAGAGGGCAAAGCACAUUGGGGCUGUAAAAAUACUCCAGGGACUUACAAAUGUGAUUGUAUUGCUGGAUAUCAAUUCAAUGGCACAAUCUGUACAGACCUGGAUGAGUGUGCUGCCAGCUACAGCAAUGAAUGCAAUGGCAGCUGUACCAACACUGAGGGAAGCUACACUUGUUCCUGCAGUGCAGGCUACAAGCUGGCUGCUGAUCUACGAGCCUGUGAUGACAUAGAUGAGUGUACUGCAGGGACCAGUGGCUGCCAACAGAAAUGUACCAAUGAAGUGGGCAACUUCUCCUGUUCAUGCAACACUGGCUACACUGUGGAUGAAACUGACAGGAAAAAGUGUUACGAAAGUGCAGGCUUUGACUAUCAAGUAAAAGUAGAGGCUAAUGAUGUCAGUGAGUUCAUUCUGCGAGAGACAAUGGGGAUGGAAUACUUGAACCUGAAAGCUAAAUACGAAGCUGCUCUAAAUGUCACCAUCAGUCAAUAUGUUGAAGGGUUGAAAGAUUUACUUAUCUAUAGCAUGAAAAAGGGCAGCAUUAUCAUUGACUUUACAACGAUUGUGGAUACAACAGUCACCCAGAAUGCCGCUGGCAAGAUGGUGGAGGCUAUACUUAGCAUUGCAGAGAAGGGCUUAAUGGUGGAUGGUGUUCUACAGAAUGCCUCAGUUACUAUUGGCAACAUUACAGUUCCUCCAAUGAAAGACAAAUGUGUUAUCCUCAAUGCUCUGGGUGGCUGUGAGGGGGACACUGAGUGUGUUAUCAAUGAGCAAGGAGAAGCAUACUGCAGAAAAAAUGAUCGCAAAAACAUUCCACUUAUUGUGGGACUGAGUGUGGGACUACCGCUGGGUGUCAUCUGCAUAGCAGCCAUAGUGGGCUGCUUGUGGUACAAGAAGAAAUACACAGCGCAGAGAAGAAUUAAUGUGAAAGAAGCAAACUAUAUGGACAGACCUACGACACCAAAAGAGAGUAUCAGUGGGUCAAGGCCAUCGUCUGGCACACAUGCUGUGUCAGCCUGGUCAGAAAAGGAACAACUGGUUACUCAAAAAGAUUAACAUUUCUACAAUUUUGUAACCAAAAUACAAAUGUUGCUUUGCCCCCCUGUGAUAUUUGCAAAUUGGCUUCUGUAUGUUGCAAUCUUAUUUUUUGAGUAUUUACUGUUUGAGACAAUGAGAAUGAAAUUCAUUUUUGAAGUGACUUAACUCUUUCUCUCCUAGUUGACGAUACCAUCGUUCAUUUGACCUCGUUAAAUUUAAUUAAUGUUUCAUUUUAUAAACUUUACAUUGUUUUAUAUAUAAAAAAAAGUAUGCAUUUCUCUUUAAGUGUUAUACCAAAUAAAACAUUUUCUGAUAACAAAUGAAAACAUUAUUGAAACUUAAUCAUAACAGGGUAGUGAAAUACAAAUGAGCAAAAUGAAUAGAACAUUGGAAAAUAAUUACGGAGAGAUAGAGUUAAAGCAUAUUGAUCAGUUGUUUGUUGCUGACUAUUUAUAACAAGAAUAUGAUCUGCAUCUAGGAAUUUUUUGUAUAUUUUGCUAUCACUUAGAAAAAAUAUUUUUCAUGUUAUAUUGGCUGUUAAUUAAAAAAAAAAAUGUAAGUCAUUUUAUACAAAAUAUUGAAGAAUAUUUUGCAUCAUUAGCUGUUCUAAAAUGUAAUCUUAAGUGUAAUAUUUGUAAUAUUUGAAUGUAUUCUUAAUUUAAUACUAAGUAAUGCAUUUUGUUUAAACCUAUAUAUUUUUUUUUGUAAACUUUUAUUCAUAAAGAACUUACAGUCUUUUCAACUGAGAUCAGUUUAGAUCUAGACAAUGUGAUGCAAUAUAUUUUAUUAUUUCUAUAUUUCUCUACAACUUGAAUUAUUUCUUGUCUUAUUGUAUUCCAUGUAUUGUUGAUGCAAGUCUCAAUGGGUGAUGACCAACAUUUAUUACGCAAGUGGGCCAUAUUAAUUUCCGAUGCUUGCGUCACAGGCCAUUGCAGAACCUAUUCUUCCUUUUUCUUUUCUUUAAUAUGCCGAUAUCCUGCAAUUAAAUUAGAAGGACCUGAUGGCAAUUUGUCCAGGGCCAGAAGGAUGUCAGUAGGGCAACACUGGUCAAGAUAUUCCUAGUGCCAGUAGUAGAACAGCGUGGUUCACUUUUAUGUUAACUUUGGGGAAUUCAAAAUAACAUUUUUUUUAAUGAGGCAAUGGACUUGAAACCUGUGUUGCACUAAUUAAAUCUUCAAUCUUUGCUUAUCAUACACAAUCUACAAGUCUGGUCAUAAAAAAAUAGUAAAACAAAACAACAAAAUGCAUUGACCGAGAGACCGACUGCCCAAAAGAAUUAUUUGACAGACGUCAGUAAAAUAGCAAUAAAAAGAAACUUAUGCAAAUAUUAGAGUUAAAUUCAUUCAAUAUACAUAGCAUACAUGACUUUUAGCUUGAGGUUUGAGAAUUACAUGAUUUUUGACAAUCUUGGGUUUUUGAAGCUUUUUUUGUCACAUAAAUUAUGACAUUUAUACACUAUUAACAAACAUAGAUAUUACAGAUUUUAGUUUCAGUUUUUUAAUGAUGAUUUUCCAUUAAAAAAUAAAAUAUUUUUUUCAUAGCACUAUUUCUAUUAGUUAAUUUUAGUUGGUUGUUUGGCUUUGGUAAAUAAAUAUUCUGUCUUCAGAAAAGUAAAGUCUUGGUUUAAGUUCCUGGCCUCAAUUACCUAAACAUCAAGUUUGGUGGCUGAACUGGAGACAACUGUGUUAAUCAUUUCGUACUCGAGGCUCAUUAGUUGUCUCCCUCUUCCUGUAUGUUUCAGAUCUCUUGUAUUAAAAAAAAACAACUGCAAAUAUCUAAUGACGAUGUCAAGAAUGCAUUAUGAGAUUUUGGAACCAGUACUUUGAAUGCUUAUUAUUUCUGUUUAAAUCAAUACAAUUUUAUUUUGUUCAGUGACAUAGAUCUACUCUAUAUACUUGUGUGGUAUUGUAUUGUUCAGUUUCAGUUUGAUUAGCUAUUAUUUUUUUAAUAAAAACUUUUCUAAACAAAAUAAGAUAAAUAUUUGUAAACUGUUCAAAGAUU